CAAAUUUCUCCAUAAAAUAAAACAACACCACAACACAAGAACAAGAACAAGAACACAAUAAGAAGCUUACCUGGUACGCGGGACACAAUAUCAGCGCUGCGAAAGGGAUUUACUUUAUUUGAUAACCUUAAAAAAAAAAAAAAACGUAAUCAGGAGCAAGCAAAGAGAAACAUUCAGAAGAGAGAUAUAAAACCAUUGAGAACGAUUUGUCUUUAAUCCUGACGUAGGACUUAGCCAUUAUAAUGGCUUCAAAUAAUUUAAGAAGAGUAUCACUUUCAUUUAAAAAGGUUAUUUUUAAUUUUCACCAAAAGCUUGAACUCAAUACCAGAUAUGGUUAUUUUCUUGAAAAUAGUGUGUUGAAUGAAAGUCAUCUUUUCAAUGCCAAGCGUUUCUUUGGAACAAACUGUUGCCUCGGUUGCAAUCACCAUUUCAACCCAAGCAUCUUGAAGAUAACUAAUAACCAUUAUUACUACAAACAACCUCACACUUCAAGAAUAGUAUUUUGUGCUGUUGCCGGAAUAUUCAGCUUUUUUCAAACGAAAGAAGAUGAAGAAGAGUCUGAAUUAAUUAUGACAAUUAAAAGAGCGGUGUUGAUGAUCCAGCACGAUGAGUUCAAAGGUGCUGAACAAAUGCUUCACCUCGCCUUACGGCUGGCUCAGCAGACCCAGAACAAUGAUGGAAUCACUUAUGUUCACGACCUUUUGGCAAAUGUUGCCUUCGCACAGGGAGAGCUUGAUAAGGCAGAGGUGCUGUUCAAAGACGUAAUGCAGAGAGAGUUAGCUAAAGGAACGGCUCAAGACGACCUUAAGAUCAUUCACAUGAGCUUGAAGUUGGCCAAAAUAUAUGAGCAGAAACAUGAUAUGGUGAAGGCAGAGGAAGGCUACAAGUUCUGCAUGAAACAUUUGGACAAGCUGGUUCAGGAUUCCGAAGACGAGGAUGUGCUGAUGUUGUGGGGUAUGACUCUGGAUUGGUACGCCAGAUUCCUCCACGAACAAAACCGACUCGACGAGGCGUUCACCAACUAUAAAAAAGCUUAUGAAAUGUGUGUAAGGUUGAAUGGAGAAGUACACGAACAAACUGUAAUUCUUUUGAAUGACCUGGGUACCAUAAGUUUUCUACUGGGUGACAACGACAACGCUAUCUUGUACAUGACUAAAGCAGUAGAAACAGGCCGACAUCUGCCUAACAUGGAGGACUUUUCUUCAGUAUACGUGAAUCUCGGGAAUAUAUACAUACAGAAGGAGAUGUACAAAGAAGCGGAGAAAAGCUGUAUCGAGGGGAUGAAAAACGCAAAACGCCACAAAAACGAGGAGGGCUUGAAGGAAGCUACGUUGUGUUUGGAAGAAUUGAAAAAGCACCGAUGGAAGUAAGGUGUGUUUUAGGUUUUAUUAGUUAAGACGUAUCAAUUGUUCUAGAUUAUAGGUUAGUUGACCUGUAAAAUAUAUCUAAUACAUUUGCAGUACAGGCCCUCUUGUCUUCAUCAGCCUCUACGAUUAUUCAAUUUCCUCUUUAAAAUCUUUACCCAAAUAAUUAAAGACUCUUUGUCCUUGCACACUUGCAGUUUGACAGCUUCAGCCAUAAAUUAGGGCUGGGGAGUAACAGUGCUGUUAUAUUUACUACCUAGCUGAUUUGUACCAAGGGUACCUGGUUUUUAUUUGCUACUGUCUCGUAACCAUUCUAAAUUUUUUCAACAACAUUUUGCCGUGAUGGAUUGCAUUUUAUCACUUAAAUUUUUUAUCCUUCAUCAUUUUCAUUUACAACUAUAUAUAUCUUGCUUCUCUCUGUUCCUAGUCCGAAUAGUCCUAAAGGUGAUGAAAUGGAGAGCUUUUACUGUAAAAUUGCCAUCCUAAGAAAAUAGUUAGCUAUAAACUUACUCAUGUAGUAUACUAAUAUAGUUAAUGUUUUGAACUAUAUAUGAUGAAAAAAGACUACCCUUGCUCUUUGACUACCAUGGGAAAUGUAUCGAUUAAACUGUAAAAUUGUUUUAUAAAUCUCAUGAACAUGAGACACAAGUUAAAAGACUAUGUAGUGUCACAGAUAAGGGAAUAAGUAUAAUAAUCAUUCCCUUGUGCUAGCUGCACUUCCUCACCUUUCAUUUAGGUUAAAAUAGCUCAAAUCUAAACUACAACUUGCCAAUAAUUCAUACUUCUAUUAGCUGUCACCUUAGUUUAGUUUGUUUAUAACUUAGUAAUUUAUAUCUUAUCAGAUAUCGCAGAAACUAAAAGGUUUAGUUAAUAAUAAUAAUAAAGAUAAUUUAUUAAAUAAAUUACAUCCUUCUUGCUCCAUUACAAGCAAGCUGCUGAAUACAAAGGAUGCUAUACAAACAACAAUAUAGGCUAAACCGAAAAAAAUUAACUAAUUAAAACUACACAAUAAUACAACCCCCCCCCCCCCCCGCCUCAGCAAACCUACAGACUAAGCAAAUUUCCAUUUGCGUGAUUGAAUUUACACUAAAAUGUUUCCUUUUAUAAAUAAUAUCACAUUUAUUCCCUAUUUUAUUAGAAUUAGUUUAACAAGUAGGCUACUUAGGCUUGCUGCAACAGGGAGUGUAAAAGAGUUUUUUUUAUGUUAAUAGUUUAGAAAUAAAUAAAUGCAUUUUCCAAAUUUGAAAAAUAUGUUCAUAAACAAGCAAACAACCCAUAAAGAUAACAUAAGAAUUUUCAAUUUACAAUUUUUUGCAAUUUUCCCCUUAACUAUUAGGCGCAUAACAAUGCUUCAAUUACUAGGCCUACUAAAUUAUUUGUUUUUUAAGCUCUACAAAAUGAUUUGUAAAAAAAAUCCUAAAUAUUAUGUUUUUUUGGUCAAAAAUGGGAAAACCAAUUUUUACCACAUAAAACCCCCCACAAACCCCCGUUCCCAUAAUCCGAUCAUGCUAGUUUGCGAACUCGUUAAAGUAAAUGUAGGUUUAUACAAAAUUUAAUCAAAAUCGGAUCAUUUUUGCUUGAGUUAUCGUACUUAACGGACACACGCACACACAUAUAUAUAUAGGCUAUAUGAAUUUGAACGGAUGGUGUUUUUAGCCUCUAGGGUCCUCAAAACAAUAAAGUAAAUCGGUCCCGGGUCCAGAUCUUACCAUGAGUACUACGGUAAUAGCUUAUUCCCUAUAUGGGAAAUUCGCUAAUAAAAAGUGUCUCUAAGUUAAUUUUUUUUUUCAUCCCAACUAAAUGGGGUUUUCGAUUGGUUAAAGUUUGCAGCAUAUUGAGAAAGAUUGAUCCAAUUUUAUUUGUUUGGUUGAUAUUAUCAGCCUAUGGUACUCAAGGAGUUAUUGUAUAGCCUAGAGGAGUUUCAUAACGUUACCAUAGUUGUUAAUUAUUAUUACAAUUUAACCAUUUUAAACUAUAUUAUAAAUAUAUGUGAUGGAAUAAGAACAUAUAGACAGUGGUAAUGUUUGGAAAUAUUAAAGAGGUGAAGAAAGGAAAGUUUGUGGUGGGCUAAUAAGGGAUUAACAAAUGGUUGCAGUAAAUUCAAUUCACAGUUGGAGAGGGUUCAACAAAUGGUCGCAAAAGGGUUCCACUAAUGGUUGCAUGAGGUUCAACUAACGGUUACACAAGAAAGGUCUAUUAAUGGUUGCGGAUGGUUCAAUUAAUUGUUGCAUGAAUUAAAUGUUAGGGUUUUCUGUCUACAUGUUCUCAUCCCAGUAUCAUGAAAGAAAAGAAUUAUGAAAGCAAAUACUUGUAUGAAUAAAACCCUCAUUUAUAUUUAUAUUUCAAUGUAAACUCUGAACCUACCUAUCUAUCAUUAUCGAAGUGUCUUAUAGGAAAACUUUGUCAAUAAGUUAAACGUAAUGGCAAUAUUUUCUCUAUGUACCUAUAUAGUUAUUAUGGAAAAGCAAAACACUUGUAGCACUUAUGUCUAAAAUAAUUCUCUAUCAGAAGAUAUUUAAGACAAAUUUUCUUGAUAAUUAGUACCAAAAACAGGUUAAUUUAAAAAAGUUAAUUCUUCAGCUGCGGCCUAAUGCUCCAAAAGUUGUACUGACAUAUAAGUCCCAAAAAUCAACUACCGGUAUCGGUACUGUAUAAAAUUGUUUUUAAAUAACUUAAGAGCAAGUUACUGCAUCAUUGUGUAAAUAAGCUUAUGCAUUAAAUAAAUGUAUUGCUUCAGUUUGAACAAAAACCUGCAUUCCUACCAAUUGAUAAGGAUUAAGCUUUGAUUUUCUAACUCCUAAAAUGCUAAUAAAUCCAGUACUAAUCAAAUUUAGGCACCAUUUAAUAGCAAUUAAAAGUACUUUUUACAACAGAGCAAUAUCAUUUAGAAAAAGAAUAUUCCUGAAUUUUAGGGUAAUAGUUUCAAAUGCCAUGUUAUCAAUACACCAUUAUCCUUUGGAAUUUUCUACCAUUAACAAGCUACUCUUCAAUAAAGUUAAUGGUAUAUCGUAAACAGUUAUCAGCUAGUUUAAUAGAUAUUUUGUACAAGCAUAGACAAAAGAAUUAAAUAUAGACUGACAAAGGAAGGUUCCGCGAUGUCCUUCUACCAGCACUACCACCCUUGCAAACGAAAUGCUACCAACGUAUCAGACCCACUUUUCAACAUGGUUAAAGGAAAAAUUCUGAAAUUCAGAAAAGACCAUUUUUAAAACACUGAAAAAUAACGGAACAAACUCCAACUCCCCGGAAGUUGGAAACACUGGUUCCAACUACCAAAUUGGCAAUGCUUGCUAGUGCUUGACGCUGUGGCGGUGUGCGCCAAAACUACACGGUAAGGCCUACUCCUAACGGUGGAAGCCAGAAUAUAAUAUGCUAACCGCAGCACUGCUGUCGGUCAAUAUUUAAUUCUUUUUUCUAUGGUACAAGUCUGAUUUCAAAGAACCUUUGAAGACAGUCUUGAAUUUAUUAGUGCAACUACUGCAGUUAGUAGCUUUUCUAUUUUAAUUUAAGUAUUUGAUAACUAUUCUAGAUACAUUUUUUUUUGUACAUGAGACAGAGAAGUUAGGCUUGGUGUGUAACUACAGUAAGCCACAUAAAAAUUAUCUGACGAGCAUUUAUGCAGACAAAAAGUUACCAUACUAAAUUUAUAUGCAUUUAAAUAUUAGUUACAAUUAGCUGAUUUCGUUUCAUUUAGUCCAGUCAAAUGAUACAAUACAUAAAUAGAAUAAAUAUAGACCGUCAGCUGUGAUGCGGUUAGCACAAGUUCUCGCGUCCACCACUAUGUUUGCAGUGUAGUUACAGCGCACACCGCUGCAGCGUCUGCUGGUCGCUUACGCCUCCUCGCCUGCAGCAGUAUGCGCCGCAACUACACUGUACUCCUAGCAGUGGGCGCCGGUACCUUCCUUUGACAGUCUAUAUUUAUUCUAUUUGUCUAUGAUGACACACACUUUAAAACAGGUUUCAGAUUUAUGAAGAAUGAAGAAUCUACUUACAGUUGAGCGAGUGAAAAAAACAAGCUUGCAGAUUUUUACAUAAGUAUGUUUACAAAUUGCAUAAACUGAGUGGUGAACACUUUUUCCUAGCUAGGCACUGGGGCUAUAUCAUCAUAACCAUUAUCUAAUCCUGGCAUCACCAAAUUGAGUCUAACAGCUGUGCUGCCUUCCUCCUGCACAUGCACCUUAGCCUCUUUUGCUACAGCACAUUUUCUUGUUUGGUUUUCUCACUCGCUCAACGGGCUGAACCUGUGCAGCCCGGACUUGUACCUGUAUGACUGUAGUAUCCACACAGUCAUAGGUUUUACCAUGUGAUUUAUUUUUGUUUUAAGUCAUAAAGUUAGAAGAUAGUUACCAUCUUGAAGGUUUAGCUUUGACUAUCCAAUAGUCAAUGGUAUUAGGCUACUCUGCUUAUUCCUUCAACUUUUAAGUUUUAACAUGGACUGGAACUUAAGGCAGAGGGCUAAUACUCUUGUUACCAAACUGCUUCACGUUGCUCCAAUGUCGGUCAUCAAUGGAUAGAAAAGAUGUAUGUAAUUGCAGCAUUGCAGAUUUUGACCUAUAUCAUUGCCUUGCAAUCAGGAUUGACAAUUUUUCUGUUUUUUGUUGUUAAAACUGACCAUGUAUUGUGAGCAAAAUUGUAUGUUAAAAAGUCAUAACAGUUACAGCAGUAAUAUACUGUUCCUAACAUAUUAGUCUAGAUAUAAAUAAUAAAAACUACACAAUUGUUUCCUCAUUUUCAGUUUGAGAAAAAUACAUUCAGUGUUUUGUUAUAAAAAAAUUGGGUUAUUUGCCUCACGGGCCCUGUUUCUUUUACUAUCAUAUCCACACUGCGGUUAGCAACAAGUAAUGUUAUUGUUGCUGUGGAAAAUAAUUGUUCUCUACUGAUUAAAAAAAUUGCAUUAAAUCUAUAUUUAUGAGAAAAUAAUAAAAACUGGCAUUAAAUCUAUAUUUAUGAGAAAAUAAUAAAAACUGGCAUUAAAUCUAUAUUUAUGAGAAAAUAAUAAAAACUGUGUUACCAAGUAUGACUUUCAUUAUCAUUAAACUAUUUUUUUAUGUGUUACUAGGCCUACAUAAGCCACUCGCAGUUUGGCAGAUAAAAUCAUUUACAGAACAUAUUAGUCCACUAGAUUUUUUGCUAACAUUGGUGAUGAAUAGUUUUUUUUACAGUGCUAGUUAAUAUAUAUAAACUUAUUUCUGUGCAAUAUAAAAUAAAAAAUGUUAUUUAUCGAAAAUUGUUGUAACGAUUU
Messenger RNA from Macrosteles quadrilineatus (aster leafhopper), 6606 nucleotides. RefSeq names its product tetratricopeptide repeat protein 19 homolog, mitochondrial (gene Ttc19). Gene Ontology annotation, biological process: mitochondrial respiratory chain complex III assembly. The transcript has 5 exons. Gene Ontology annotation, cellular component: mitochondrial inner membrane. Gene Ontology annotation, molecular function: protein binding. The record is from RefSeq and is a predicted model, not a curated record. Bases 243 to 1370 code for a protein of 375 amino acids. NCBI's taxonomy places the organism in Eukaryota, Metazoa, Arthropoda, Insecta, Hemiptera, Cicadellidae.